Colletotrichum karsti is the source of this 375-nucleotide messenger RNA. RefSeq lists its product as uncharacterized. The record is from RefSeq and is a predicted model, not a curated record. Bases 1 to 375 code for a protein of 124 amino acids. Lineage: Eukaryota; Fungi; Ascomycota; Sordariomycetes; Glomerellales; Glomerellaceae. The transcript has 2 exons.
AUGGCAUAUCUCCAGCCAUCGACCUGGCGCACGCUGGGGCUGUCAGUAGCAGUGAGCUACGCCGGUCUCGGCAUUUUCGACAUUCUUCUCCCGCACCAAGCGGCGAACCAUUUCUUCGGCCUGCCGCCGUCGGAUCCGGUUACGCGACUGAUGCCGCUUCUCGGGGCGCGGGGCCUGUCAAUCGCCGCGGCCUUAUUCGCGUUCGCGCGGCAGGGUAAGAACGCGGAGAUGGGGGUCGUGAUCCUGGCCGGGACGAUUCUCUGUCUCUGGGAUGCAGUCGCCAUUUGGCAGGCGCAGGGGCCACAGCUAGGCGGAACAAUCGCGGCCGGAAGUGUGGUCUGGACGGCUAUCGGCGUCGGACUGCUCUGGUCAUGA